AUGCCGGUAACGCUCCUCCUCGUCAUCCGCGCCUACACUCGGCGCUCCCUCACACCGCUGGGAAUUCUGUGCGCAACACUCACCGCAACAACUCACGCGCUUCAUCCGUCUGCCCUCCCAUUCACGUUACUUUGUGUAUUUUUCCUGCUCGGCACGACAGCCACAAAAGUGAAACAUGAUGUGAAGGCCACAUUGACGAUGUCGAGCAGUGGAUCUUCAGGCGGAGAGGGGCCUCGGACGAGUAUCCAGGUGCUCGCGAAUAGUGGGUGUGCGAGUUUGCUGUGUCUGCUGCAUGUCUGGCUAUACGGCACAGGUGUGAGCCAGGAGAGGGAAUGUUUUGGUGCAAGACGCGCGAACGACGGCAUGGUUCGUGACUUGUUGCUAAUGGGGAUAAUGGCCAACUAUGCGGCGGUGGCAGCGGACACCCUGUCCAGCGAAUUGGGCAUUCUCUCCAAAAGCCAACCAGUCUUCAUCACGAACCCGCUUCGAGUGGUGCCGCGAGGUACCAACGGCGGCGUGACCGUCGGUGGACUGCUGGCUGGUGUGGCCGGCAGCGCCGCCAUUGCCGCCACAAGCCUAGUAUUCCUGCCCUUCUGCGCUGCAUCACCCACCAAUGCUCUGGGUAUGUUUUUGCUGCUCACGGGGCUUGGUACGAUCGGCACGCUUCUGGACUCCCUCUUGGGGGCGACGCUGCAAGCGUCGGUCAUUGAUCGUCGAUCGGGAAAGAUCGUCGAAGGACCCGGUGGUGUCAAGGUCCUCACAAGGCCCAAGUCCACAGCCCCAGCACAAUUUCAAGGGCAUGGCCGCAGGUUCAGCGGUGAAGAGAGCAGCAGGGUGAUCAACUCCGGAAACGACAUUCUGGACAACAACCAAAUCAACCUCCUCAUGGCUUCUAUCAUGAGUAUGUCCGGAAUGGUGGCCGGAAGUCUUUUAUGGAGCUAA
Cladophialophora bantiana CBS 173.52 is the source of this 942-nucleotide messenger RNA. RefSeq lists its product as uncharacterized. Bases 1 to 942 code for a protein of 313 amino acids. Gene Ontology annotation, cellular component: membrane. The record is from RefSeq and is a predicted model, not a curated record. Lineage: Eukaryota; Fungi; Ascomycota; Eurotiomycetes; Chaetothyriales; Herpotrichiellaceae. The transcript has a single exon.